This is a messenger RNA of Ylistrum balloti, 7605 nucleotides long. Its product is annotated as DNA-directed RNA polymerase, mitochondrial-like. Gene Ontology annotation, biological process: mitochondrial transcription. The coding region runs from base 1 to 3510 and encodes 1169 amino acids. Gene Ontology annotation, cellular component: mitochondrial DNA-directed RNA polymerase complex. The record is from RefSeq and is a predicted model, not a curated record. Gene Ontology annotation, molecular function: DNA-directed RNA polymerase activity; protein binding; mitochondrial promoter sequence-specific DNA binding. The transcript has 32 exons. NCBI's taxonomy places the organism in Eukaryota, Metazoa, Mollusca, Bivalvia, Pectinida, Pectinidae.
AUGUCGCGUUUACUUCAUACUGGCUUUUCUGUUAGAACAUCGCUGACGAUAUUAAAACGGUCACAAGGACAUCGAAUAUGUGGGCAUAUACAUUUGCAAGAUGUUGAUAGAAAAAAGAAAUCGAGCAAUGUCAGCUCACGUAAUUUUUCCGAAUAUGUGGAUAAGCCAUCCAGGAGUGAUGAAAAUAAAAAGACCGAUAAACUUCCAGGGAUAGCCUUGUUAGAAAACCUGGCAGACAGUAGCAUUUCUGUCACAUCAAGAGACAGCCAGAAAAAGAGAACCCAUUGGACAAAAGAACAUCUUACAUUAAUGACUAGAAUAGAAAAGUCAGCAUUUGUUCCUAAGAAAGCUAAGAAUUUAACUGUAGACAGCUUUAAGGAUGUUCCAAAACAGACGUCUUUAAAGACACUGCUCAAUGAACUUGAAGACCUUGACAUCGCAAGUAUACUGAAUGAACUGUCCAAAUCAGGCAAAACACUUGAAGCUGUAGACAUCUUGUUCAAUUAUCUCCACAUCUGUAACAAGUUAGACGAUGCACAAAAGCCAGAGCAACUUUAUGAUGUUGAUAUAUUCAACUGUAUUCACCGUGCUCUUGCCAAAGAGGGAAACAUUAUGUGGAUGGAACAGAUUCUGACUUGGAUGACAGACCAGACUGUAACUCCUACCUUACAAACAUAUGCACACUUUCUCGAGUGUUAUGGACGCAGUUCAGAAGAUGAUGCCCAUCAUAGCAAGAUACUCGACAUUAUCCACCAGUUACAAGCAGAGGGUCUUGUAUUGGAAGACUUAUAUAACAACUGCACUUACAUAUCGGAUGAGUGGACCUAUGUCAGAAAGGCAGUAGAAACUGUGAUACCAAACUUUAAACCCCGCCUAAUUCCUGAGAAGCGUCCUUAUAACAAUCCUCUACUGUCUCACCUGGACACAGCAGAAGCUAAAAAGAAAAAGAUAUUCAACCCAAAUAAAGAUAUCAUGAAAGGGAAGCAGCUGUCACGUAAAUUCCAGAAAAGAUUAAGAUUGGAAAAAGAUGAAUUUAUUUCCCUGAUGCCCAUUUCGCAAUUGAAGAAAGGUGCAAGUUCGAAGGAUGCACAGAACAAGAUCAGAGAGAUGAAGAAUCACUGGGCCCAAUGUUUUGCAAGGGUUUACCAUUUGUCUUUAAAGGACUGGAAUGGACACACUUUUGCAGGCUACCUAGGAGUUCUGAAACCCAAAGAAUUUGCUGAUACUGUUUUGGAGGUGGUAGAACUCCUGUUACAAGAUUCCCUUAAAUCACAACACUGGACAAACAGAAAGUUUGCGUGGAGUCUUGGAUCACGAUUAAUGCGGAAAUCCCAAUACUUUUACAUGGAGAAAUAUGGAAUCCGGAACAAGGUUGAUAAAGUGUAUAAGGAGUAUGCCCAGCUAUUGCUAGAUGAGAGCGAGUUAAGUUGUAACCACCGAGAGAUGUGGGAGUCACUCUGUAACAAACACAUGGAUGGACCUACAUUGGGCGUUUUACAGAAAUCCUGGUCUCCUAGUACACAACUGUGGGUUGGUUAUCGGAUCCUGGAUCAGAUAAAGAAUACAAUGACGAUUUCCGUGGAAGAGAAAGUGGAUGGCAAAAAGAUCAGGAAACAGGAACCAGCAUUGUUUGAAACCCUAAAUAGAAAUGUUAUUGGAAAAUGUUUCCCCUGCAACAUGCCACAUCCACAGUUAUUGAAGUUGUAUGCUAAAAAAGGCCGAUCAGUGGGAUUUCAGCUGUUAGAGAUGCCGUUCACCAUUCCCCCAGUUCCCUGGACCUCAUUAUACCAUGGUGUACACUUAAUGGGAGAUGGGGAACUCAUUCGUAAACCGUAUCGUGAUCAGGAGCUGUACACGAAACUUGCUAUGGAUAAGAUGUCCUCUUCUGACAUUCUGCCAAUAUUUGAUGUACUCAACUACAUGGGUUCCUGUCCAUGGAAAAUAAAUCAGCCAGUACUGGAUAUCCAGACAAAAGUUUUUCAUAACAAUGGAAACAAACAGAUGAAUGUACCAUUGCCUGCUCCACCUAUGCCUGCCUCUCUCAAGCGUAUGAGGAAAGGUGAUAAAAAGAAGAACAGACAAACCUUGAUAGACAAGUACAAGUGGCAGAAAAAGUCCUUAGAAAUGAAUUCUCUUUGGUACAGUUGCUUAUGGAUGCUAACAUUAGCCAAUGAGUUCAGAGACCAAGUGUUUUGGCUGCCGACCAACAUGGACUAUCGUGGCCGAGUGUAUUGUUAUUCUACCAUCCUUCAAUACCAAUCUGAUGAUAUGACUAGAAGCCUUUUUUUAUUUGCCAAGGGAAAACCUCUUGGAGAGAAGGGGUUGGACUGGCUCAAAAUUCAUCUCAUCAACUUGAAAGGAAUAAAGAAAAGACAUUCCAACAAAGACCGACUUGCCUACGCUAAUGAGAUGAUGGAAGAGAUCUUGGACUCUGCAGAAAAUCCUUUGGAAGGCCGUAUGUGGUGGUUGGAGGAUGAGAAUCCCUGGCAAGCUUUAGCCUGUUGUAAAGAGAUAGCAGCAGCAUUCCAUAGUAAGGACCACACAAAGUUUGUCAGCCACUUCCCAGUACACCAGGAUGGUUCAUGUAAUGGACUUCAGCAUUAUGCUGCCUUAGGGAGAGAUAAAUCUGGUGCUGAAUCUGUCAAUUUGGAACCUUCAGAUGUACCCAACGAUGUUUACAGUGACAUCAUGGAAAUGGUGGAACUACAAAUAAAAGAAGAUGAAAGAGAUGGUAGCAAAAUUGCAAAGCUUGUGGCACCUUACAUUACAAGGAAGGUGGUGAAAAGACCAAUAAUGACGUCUGUAUAUGGCGUUACGUCACACGGUGCCAACCUUCAGGUUCUACAGGUGCUAAAGGAAAUGCCUGACUUUCCGGAGGAACAUCUGAAAGAAGCCUCAGCUUAUAUUUCAAAGAUAAUUUUGUCUAAUCUCAAGAAAAGUUUUGAAAAUGCAGGGAUAAUACAGGAUUGGUUUAAUGCAGUUGCAAUGACCAUUGGUUCUGGCCUUAAGAAACAUGUAGAGUGGAAAACCCCGCUUGGACUGCUAGUUGUUCAGGUCUUCAAUAAAACCUUCCUUAAAAAGAAUCCAGUUACCAAGGAGACCAGGAAAAUAAGCCGGCCAGACACCUGCAAACAAAAAAAUAGUUUCUCGCCUAACUACAUCCACAGCCUGGACUCUGUCCAUAUGAUGCUGACAGCUCUUCACUGUAUGAAGGAAGGCAUUGUGUUUAGCUCAAUUCAUGAUUGCUUUUGGACUCAUGCCUGUGAUAUUGAUACCAUGAACAAGAUUUGCAGAGAGCAGUUUAUCACACUUCACAGUCAGCCAUUGUUGCAACAGCUAUCAGACUAUAUGUUAGAAGCACAUAAAGAAGAGUUGAUGCCUUGUAAGGGCAUGACAUCCACAGAGAAAGCAAUGCUGAAGAAGUAUGAGAAAGUGUUGAAAGCAGAUAAAAUCAAACUUGGGGAUUUUGAACUUGAAAAAGUGCUUGAUUCUGAGUACUUCUUCAGUUGAUGAAACUUGUCCGUAACAAAGGAUGUGGUGCUUCUCAGCAACACUGGCUUCAAAGUUGAUCUAGGUAAUUUAAGAUGGCCUUACAAUGUGACACUAGCCAACACAGCACUAAGGAGAUGUUUUGAUGAACAACCAGUGGAAGGUGUCAUUAACACUGAAGUUGUCAAGACAAGUUUCUCUUCAUCAACAGCCAAUGGAAAGUCUUGUGACUGAAGUUGACAAGACAAGUUUCUCUUUCUCAACAGCCAAUGGAAAGUCUUGUGACUGAAGUUGUCAAGAUGAGCUUCUCUUUCUCAACAGCCAAUGGAAAGUCUUGUGACUGAAGUUGUCAAGAUGAGCUUCUCUUUCUCAACAGCCAAUGGAAAGUCUUGUGACUGAAGUUGACAAGACAAGUUUCUCUUUCACAAGAGCCAAUGGAAGGUCUUGUAACUGAAGUUGUUGAGAUAAGAAAGCAAGGGGAAAGUCUUCUUUUAAUGAAUAUUAUAGACAGUUUGUGAGCAAGUUUAUACCUCAGCAAUGAUGUGUUCUGAGAAAUGUACAGCCUAUUGAGUAAGGCGUUGAAUGAAUUAUAUGAGGACUUAUCAGCCAAUGUGUAAUAAUUUAAUCAGUCCAUUCCUGUGCCAAAUUUAUGAUAGAAUGGUAUUAUUAUCCCCCGCGAAACGCAUUUUCUGGGGAUAUCAAUUGUGGUUCUGUUUGUACGUGCAUCUGUGAGUGCAUCUGUGUAAGGGAUUUUACAGGCUAUAACUUCAAAACCGUUCUGACUCAACUUCACAGAACUUGCUGUAUGUAUUAAGUUAGUGCCUUAAUUGUGGCUUUUGCUAUUGACAAUUUUUCAUUUUUUAUAUUUUUCUGUUACCAUGGAAAUAUAGCCAAAAACCACAAAAUUAGUGUUUACUUUCCUUUCCUAACUACACUUCAAAACCGUUCCACUCAGCUCAACUAAACUUCUGUAUUUAUUAGGUUAGUGCCCUAAUUGUGGCUUUUCCUAUUGACAAUAUUUAAUUUUUUACAAUUUUCUGUUACCAUGGAAAGAUUAGUGAUAGUAAAUUAGUGUUACCUUUCCUUUCCAGGCUACUACUAUUUCGAAACCAUUCCACUACACUCCACAAAACUUCUGUAUAUAUUAGGUUAGUGCCCUAGUUGUGCCUUUUGCUGUUGACAUUAUUUCAUUUUUUAUUUUGUUUCUGUUACCAUGGAGAAAUGGUAAAAAAACUAACAAAUUAGUAUCAACUUUCCAUACCAGGCAACAGAUUUGAAACCAUUCCACUCAACUCCACAAAACUCUCUGCAUAUAUUAGGUUAGUGCCCGAGUUGUCCCUUUUUUUUUAUUGAGGACAUGUCAUUACAUAUAUUUUUUCUGUUACCAUUGAAUUUUUCAAUUUCUUGAGACUUUCUAAUAUUGCGCCAGAGCUUAUACAGUGUUGCAUAAAUUUGUUCCUGGACAAUACCAAGCUCUUUUCAAAUAUCAACAUUCAAACACACAGUAUGUACAUCAAGAUAUAAAUUCUAAAUAUAAAUUUGAUAUAUAAGAUUCAAUAUAUAUAUAAUGUUGAAGUUGAGGAGAUGCAAGGAAAUUUAAUUGAUAAUUGACAGAAGACAUUAUAUUUUGUAUUAGCGCUUUCACUGUAUUAGAUCAGUUCAUAAACGCGUGAUGUCACAAUUUGGUAUACUGUAUGGUAUACCCAACAGCUGGAUGCGGGGGAUAAUGCCACACUUUGUGGCUCCUUGUUUUAUCAGAACUUAUUCAUCUUAUUAACUUAUAAACUUAUACAUGAUACCAUUCAUUAAAAUGCAUCUGUACAAUUGGUGUUUAUUUGAACUAGAAGAUGCAGGUUUGAAUCCUGCUGUACAUGUAGUUGUGUCUUUCAACUCUGGUGUGCUGAUAAGUGCAAGUUUCAUCACUGGUGUCCUCACCAGAGGGCACUGCAAAAAAAUUCAUAAGUACUAGAGGCCUGUUUAAAAGUAUGUCUGGAAAAUUAAUUCACUAGUCCCUAAAAUCUACAUUAGAAAUUUUCACACACAUAUCAGUUUUUAUUCGAUCAAGUUCAGCUCUGAAUCAAUUGUUGAUAUCUGGUAAAUUUUUCACUAAAACUGUUACCAACAGUAAUUGUGCUCAACUAGACAUGAACAUCAAAAGGACAUGUAAAGAUAGAGCUAGUGUAAACAAUGUGGUCAAUUUUUGGACCCAGGUGUGUGUUUGUACCUGGUGUACUGUUAGGUGUGUGUUUCAACACUGGUGUACACACUACUGGUUGGUAUGGAUUUCAACCCCGGUGUACUGGUAAGUGUGGAUUUCAAAGGUAGUAAAGAUGGAAGUUUUUACAGGUACUGAAAAGGUACACAAAGGUAGAACUUUUUACAGGUACUGAAAUGGUGCAAAAAGUUAGAACGUUUUACAGGUACUGAAAAGGUACAAAAAGUUAGAACUUUUUACAGGUACUGAAAAGGUACAAAAAGUUAGAACUUUUCACAGGUACUGAAAAAGUACACAAAGGUAGAACUUUUUACAGGUACUGAAAAGUUACAAAAAAGUUAGAACUUUUUACAGGUACUGAAAAGUUACAAAAAUGUAGAACUUUUUACAGGUACUGAAAAGGUGCAAAAAAGGUAGAACUUUUUAAAGGUACUGAAAAGUUACAAAAAUGUAGAACUUUUUACAGGUACUGAAAAGUUACAAAAAUGUAGAACUUUUUACAGGUACUGAAAAGUUACAAAAAUGUAGAACUUUUUACAGGUACUGAAAAGUUACAAAAAAGUUAGAACUUUUUACAGGUACUGAAAAGUUACAAAAAUGUAGAACUUUUUACAGGUACUGAAAAGUUGCAAAAAAGGUAGAACUUUUUACAGGUACUGAAAAGGUGCAAAAAAGUUAGAACUUUUUACAGGUACUGGAAAGGUACAAAAAGGUAUGGAUAAGCCAGAUAAACAUAUUACUCUGAGGUGAUGUUUCUGUAUGGUCAUUUUCUAUUGUCAUCAACAUUAGAUACAUGUAUGUGUAUCUUAUAUAGAUCAGAGAAGUGAUAUAUACGUCUCUGUAUAGAUUAUUGAAAAAGAGGAAACAGAGUAAAGCAGAAUUAUCAUUUUCUCAUUGUAAUCCAGAGAAACUUUAUGCGACGAUAUAACUAGAUUUAUCAAAAACAAAAUAAUACUCUUGCAUUCAUUGAUAAUUUAUUUUUGUAUAAGCUGUAUGAUAUUUUACCAUUUAAAUACCCUGGUACCAUGUCAAAGUCUAGUGAUUUUUUAUUUAUUUUUCAACAAUGAUUUUAACUCGAUACACAGAACACAUUGAUUCCUUAUGUGGAAAUUAUAGCAAUUAUGUAAGCUUCCUAUAAUGUCAGCUCCAAUAUGUAAAAUCAUUUCACAUUCAAUGUCACUUUAGGCCGGUACCAUUUUCAGAGUGGUCCAUCUUGAUAUAACAACAUGCUACAGAAUCCAAUAUCCCGGCAGUUUUUUAACUCUGAGCUGUGAAUUUGAUGUUUGACAGGAUAAGGUAGCACUGUUUUCCCUCUCGCCAUUUUGAUAUAUUUUUGCCAUUUCCCUAUUUGUCUUCUUUUUGAUAUUGCACAUAGUGGAUAUUUCAAUGGUAUGGAGCACAUUUGUAUUGUUAAAACAAAACAUGUGAUCUGGUUGAAAGUAUAAUAAGCUGUUGUGUAACAAUGACUUACCUGUACAUUAAACAAGUACCUUGUUUACAGAAGACAUGAAAACGACUCAUGUUUUAAAAUCAGCUAUUAGACCUGAAACAUAUACACUUGACUAGGUUGUGAGCAUUUUCAAGGCGGGUCAAAAACAAAGGUGUGUUUUAGGGGUGGUAGUAUGGUAACAUGUACAGGUUGACGGUGAUAAAUAUUUUCAUUGCAGACUAUUUCAUAUGUUUAUCCUAUGAAUACUCAUACCAACAGGAUCUGUAACUUCACAGAUAUCAACAGCGAGUCUUUAAUUUCAUUUUUUUUUUUUUUUCAUUUCGUAAAAUAUAUCAAGUAUAUGAGGGGAGUGUACAGGUGUGUGAGAUGAAACCAAGUGAGUAAUUGAGUGCUAUUGUUAUGACAUAUGCUGUUAUUUUGAUAAAUAAAUAAAUAAAUAAAUAAACAAUUC